Symbiodinium natans is the source of this 1347-nucleotide messenger RNA. The record is from the annotation of a GenBank genome assembly. NCBI's taxonomy places the organism in Eukaryota, Dinophyceae, Suessiales, Symbiodiniaceae.
AUGGCUUUCAAACUUGGAGAUCGCUUCUCUUUCCAAUUCUGCAACCAGAACGAGGUGGCUUCCGAUGGCUCCCGCACGGAGGACUUCGCCUUCACGUUGGACGCUGAGCACGCCCCCAAGGUGCAGUUCGGGCCCGUGCAGGUUGGAUUGUCCGGCAUGGGAGAGUUGAAGGUGAGAUGUAAGGUGGGCCAGGACCACUGCUAUGGAGCCGGUGCCAUCGAGUUUGCUGUGGAGCUUGGAGUGGGCCUCGGAGAGCUCAUUACUGCCGCGGUUGGUGGUCGAGGAGGACUGGAGGUUGAGGUGCCGACUCAAACAGCCGGAGCUCCUCAGGACACUUUCAAGGUGGUGGGAAGCCUCACUCCCUACGGCACUGUGGACCUAUUUGCCGGUUUGAUCUCAUUCGAGGUCCCGUACAAGUAUCCAGGGAUCGAGGUCACGUUUGAUCGCCUCGGGCCCUUCCCCCUGCAGAACCCGAAUAACAAAGCCGAUGACACCAUCUCGAUAGCCGCGAAGUGGACAGUGGAGGUGAGCUUCUUGGGCAUCUUCACAUUCACCGUGUCUGUUCCCAUCACGGUUAUGCCCGAGACGACCCUUUGGAAGGCCACCCCUGACAUGUACGGAAAGCAACCCUGGUUCACCAGUGACUGCGAGUUGGUGGAGCGUACCUAUGAUCGAUGCAGUCAAAACCAUAUCAAGCUUACCGGGACCUGGGACGAGAAGACCGGUGAGUGGGAGCGGCACAUUCAGAAAGGUCACGAGGCCUACUCCAUGAUUUCUUCAGAUCCCAAAAAAGACUUCCGCUGGUGCUGUGGUCACAGCUGGUGUGAUGAGUGGGUCCGCUUCGAUCGUCAUGUGAACAAGAUCGUUGUGCAGCUGGAAAACAGUGAUCGGAGGAUUGUUUGGGUUGGGCUUGUAUGUGACAGGUACCUCCACGACAACAAUCGUUUCCACUAUAGUGGUAGGACAGAUGAUGGCUGCCGAGAGGACGUCCGAGUCGAGACAGCACGAGGCUGGGUUCAUGUGCCCAAACAUCAUCGAAAGGGGGUGAUGAUGCACCGCUGGUCCGACAACCGAUGGACUUGGUACUGCAAUCACAACUCCCGGCGAAGGGGCUACAGGCAGGGCCACCACGGAAGUGGGUGUGGCCGCCACAACUAUCUCGUUGUAGACUGGCAAGACCGCCGGAGGAACACAGCCGUCCGCUGGGAAUGUUGGCAGCGACUCGGCAAGGAACGGCCGACAUCGGGUACCUGCACUUCGGCUGAAAACUUCUACUUCCGACCUUGGUCUUCCUGGAGCUUUGGAGUAGACUCGCCCCAGGCUCGAGGAUGUGUGCUGAAGACAUGA